This is a messenger RNA of Rubroshorea leprosula, 2944 nucleotides long. NCBI's taxonomy places the organism in Eukaryota, Viridiplantae, Streptophyta, Magnoliopsida, Malvales, Dipterocarpaceae. The record is from the annotation of a GenBank genome assembly.
ACUCUCCCCUAGUCACCAAUUAAACUAAGCUUUAUCUCUCUCCCCUAUCAUCCCAACCCCACCCCACCCCACCCCCCUAUCCACCAUCUCCAUCCCUCCACUUUCUCUCUCUCACCAAACCAACAAAAACCCUCACUCAUUUUUCCAUACCCAUGAUCUAGAGUCUCAAAUCUCAAUCUUAUCUAUCAGAAAGUUGAAACCUUUCAAAAGGGUUCAUCGGAUCGGAGGUCGAGCCUGUCAUGCGUAACGACCGCGCCGAGCGAAUGUCUGAGGACGACGACCAUCGAUCCCAGCCUUCGGAUCUGGAUUUCACUACCAACAAGGCGCGAAACUGUUCCCCUGUGGCGUCGGGGUCCGGGUCAGGGGUUACGGAGGAGUUUCAGCCUACGUACCUGGACGAGGUUCUGGACAACGUUCUAGAGAACGUGCUCGACUUCCUCACCUCGCGCCGGGACCGCAACGCCGCCUCAUUGGUGUGCAAGUCGUGGUACCGGAAGGAAGCGCACACGCGAUCCGAACUCUUCAUCGGGAACUGCUACGCGGUGUCGCCGGACCGGGUUACGGCCCGGUUCACGAAGGUCCGAUCCCUGGUGCUGAAGGGGAAGCCCAGGUUCGCGGACUUUGGCUUGAUGCCACCUGGUUGGGGGGCUCACUUCAAUCCGUGGGUUAUGCCCUUGGCUAGAGCUUACCGCCCUUUGCUGGAGAAAGUCCAUCUGAAGCGUAUGUCAGUGACUGAUGAUGAUCUCGAAAUGCUCGCCGAAUCUUUCCCGGGGUUCAAGGAGCUUGUGCUGGUUUGCUGUGAUGGGUUUGGGACUAGCGGGCUUUCUGUUUUUGUUCGCAAGUGCAGACAGCUAAGGGUGCUGGAUCUGGUGGAGUCUGAAGUUUCAGAUGAUGAGGUAGAUUGGAUAUCGUGUUUUCCUGAAGGGGAAUCAUGUCUGGAGUCACUGAUAUUUGAUUGUGUUGAAUGCCCGAUUAAUUUUGAGGCAUUGGAGAGGCUUGUAUCAAAUUCUCCUUCACUGAAAAAGCUUGGGCUGAACCGACAUGUUUCCAUUGGGCAGCUAUACCGCUUGCUGUUGAUUCGAGGUCCACAGCUUGCUCACCUUGGGACAGGCUCAUUCAGCCUGUCAGAACUGGCACCACAUGGUGAUCAAGAACAAGAGCCAGAUUAUGCAUCUGUUUUUUCUGCCUGCAAAUCCUUAGUUUUUCUCUCUGGGUUUAGGGAAAUAAUUCCAGAUUACUUGCCUGCAAUCUACCCAGUAUGUGCAAAUCUAACUUCUCUGAAUUUCAGCUAUGCUAACAUCGAUGCAGAACAGCUUAGGCCAGUCAUAAGAAAUUGCCACAAUGUCCAGGUCUUUUGGGCCCUUGAUUCAAUAUGUGAUGAAGGCCUUCAAGCAGUGGCUGCAACAUGCAGGGAACUCCGCGAGCUUCGGGUCUUCCCUAUUGAUGCUCGGGAAGACGGUGAGGGGUCUGUUUCUGAAGUGGGCCUGCAAGCAAUUUCUGAAGGUUGUCCGAAAUUGCAGUCUAUUCUGUUUUUCUGCCAGGAGAUGACAAAUGCAGCUGUGAUAGCCAUGUCUAGGAACUGCCCUGAUCUUGUGGUAUUCCGUCUAUGCAUAAUGGGUCGCCACAGACCUGAUCAUGUUACUGGAGAACCAAUGGAUGAAGGAUUUGGAGCCAUCGUUAUGAACUGCAAGAAGCUCACUCGCCUUGCAACAUCUGGUUUGCUGACUGAUAAAGCUUUCCACUACAUUGGGAGAUACGGCAAAUUGGUACGCACACUGUCAUUUGCUUUUGCUGGAAACACUGACUCGGGACUGAAAUAUGUGCUUGAGGGCUGUCCUCAAUUGCAGAAGCUUGAGAUAAGAGAUAGCCCAUUUGGAGAUGCAGCUCUGCAUUCUGGUUUGCAUCAGUACUACAACAUGAGGUUUCUUUGGAUGUCCUCAUGUAGAUUAACCCACGAAGGUUGCCGGCAGGUUGCUCAAGCUCUGCCACGCCUAGUGGUUGAAGCGAUUGGGUCACCAAACAAGGAGAAUAUGGAGAUGGAUGACCCUGUUGAUACACUAUACAUGUAUCGGUCUCUUCAAGGGCAAAGGAAUGACGUUCCAGAGUUUGUCACUAUCUUGUAGGCAUCUGUGGUGCAGGAAGUUUCUCUUUACUGUUCUUUACGAUGGAUACUGCACUAGUCUAAACUGUUUCACAGAGAAAUUGGCUAUGGGCAUAUUUUAAAUGACCCGCGUGAAGAUUCCUGCAAUCACUUUCAAUUAUCAAGCAAAAUUUGGUUAAAGCCUACUGCUUGGGCUUGACCUGUUUCUGCCAUUCACAUUCAUGGCAGAGGCUCUGUGGAGGAAAACAGUUUGUUAUUGUUGGAGCUCUCAACAAGGACUGGACUAGUGCGGAAGAUAGUUGUCUCCGUAAGUAAUUGGAUCAUUGGAUAGUGUUGUAGUGGCAUGCAUUUACAUUUUUAUUUUGUUACUCUUUUUGUUUUCAUAUUCAUUUUGUGGUCAACUAAGGAAGGUAGUGAGAAGAAAGUAGGGAGGGCUAUUGAUCUAUAUUAUAUGGAUAAAGGUCUCAUAUCUGUUUUUUCUUGGAACAAAUUGCGUUAUCUUUCCAUAAAAUGCUCAAGAUGAUUCAGAAGAGAUUGAGAUGGGUGGAAAGCAAAGAAUUAAAAUCCAAAAGCGAGUUUUAUCUCUUGAACCAAGUUAGUCCUAUGCUUCUCUUGCUUCACAUUUGGUAGAUAUGGUUUAAGCUCUAGCGGGUGAGACUAAAUGCUCAGAAGGCCAGAACUUACACAUCUCUGUCUUCCUUAGCAUUCGUUUUUUGUUUUUUUGUUUUUUUGUUUUUUUCCUAGAUGUGUUGUUAUUGUUGUUAUUGUUAGCAAUGUGAGAUGAGAAAUAAAAUGCCAAAUAUGCAUUAGACCAUAUACUUUUAAUGAAACACUGUUCUUUGC